Messenger RNA from Prorocentrum cordatum, 1279 nucleotides. The record is from the annotation of a GenBank genome assembly. NCBI's taxonomy places the organism in Eukaryota, Dinophyceae, Prorocentrales, Prorocentraceae.
GGCGCUCGGCGCGGUGCGGCUGCGGCUGCUGGGGGGCCCCUCACCCGCCCAGCGGCUGCUGCGCCUGGCGCGGUCGCCAGCGACCGACGCCGGGGCGGCGAUCUACGAGGUCGACGCUGGGUUCUGUCCCUCGGUCGACAACGCUGUCCUACAGGCUCUUCCACAGCUGCCAGGCCUGCGGACUCUCAAUCUGGACAUGUGCCACGGCGUCGACGACAGCGGCCUUGUCGCAAUCGCGCAGAGGUGCCCUCGCCUGCGCAGCCUCAGCCUGUAUUCCAACUGUAAGGUCACCGACCGGGGCUUGAUGCUCGCGCUGCGCGCGCAGCAGGGGACUGGCCUGAGAGACCUGGUCCUCAGCGGCUGCAAGCAGGUCUCGGACGAGACCGUGCAGCGUGUCGUGAGCAAGGCUCCCGACCUCGAGACCAUCGACCUGACCCGCUGCCCGAGCGUCACCGGCGCCGGGGUGCGCCUGGUGUGCGGGGUGCUGGACCGGCUGCGGGUGCUGCGGCUGUACGCCAUGGGCCAGCUGCCGCCGCCCGCGUUCGCGGCGCUGCCGCAGCUGGUGUGCCUGGAGGAGCUGGGCCUCUGCGGCUGCAGGGUCGAGGACGGCCCCCUCGUCGGGCUCCUGGAGGCGGCCUCGCCCUCCAGGCUGCACACCCUCGACCUGACGUGGUGCUCCGCGCUCACCGACGCGGCGGCCCGCGCGGUGGCCGCGCAUUGCCCGCGGCUCCGGUGGCUGAGCUACUUCGGCAACACCAACAUGACCAGUGCAGUCAUCGAGGCUCUGGCGGCGUCUCCGUGCGGCAAGCUCGUCCACUCCCUGGACGUGCGCGGCCUCACGCUGGCGCGGACGCGCCCGCUUGCCCCGAGCUGCCUUCGCUCUCGCCCGUUCCACGGGAGACCGACCGCUGGCGACCGCGUUCGAAACCUGCCCGUGCGGGUCCAAUCGACGCUGGGGCAUCGGACACCCCUGCUGGGGAUUCACUCGGCUGCAGACGGGUCUCGGAUCCCGACCCCCCCCCCGCAUGCGCUCCAGAAGUCGGACCUGCGGGGGCAGGGCUCACACGCGGUGGUCUGGAGCAGGCCGAGCGUGGUCCUCGGAGGCCCCCUCGUCGCCACUGCCGGGCGCGGGUCGGAUAGUCGCAGCGCAGCCAGGGCGGCGUGCCAGGGGGGGGGGCCCGAGGACCGACUCGGGCUGGGCGCCUGGCCGGGAGGAGAGCGGGGCGUAAGGUUUCCCGAUGCGAGCACGAGCCAGUUCUGGGGCGGUGAGAGACGGGAG